AUGGCUUGGCGGCGGUGGUGUGGGUUGAGGCGGCAGCAGCGUGCGUGCUGUGGAAGCAGCAGCAGGAGUAGCAGUGUUGGAAGCAGUGUUGGCGGUCGUGUUGAAAUAGGAGGAGGAGUAGGAGAAGGGUACGUGCUGCACACGGGGUGGAGGCACGAAGCAACGCCGGAGCAGCCACGCGCAGCUGCUCGCGCCCACCCCACACAGCGCCCACUGCCCCACGUGUGCCUGUGCCGUGGCGGGAGGUGGCAUGGCGAACGCGGCAGUGGGUGGGCUGCGCCUGCCAAACAGACCCAGCACUCCUGGCUUGGAGGCACACAGCACUUGUGUGAAGAUACAGCUACCAGACACAUACGCCACCCCUCUGUUCUCAGACGGCACCUGUCGCAUCGCCGAUCAGCAUCCACACUGAUUGCCACAGAACAACAGCAACAACAGCAACAACAGCAGCAGCAGCAGAAGCUAGAGAAGGAUCGAUCACCGCCACCAAGACCUCCAUCAAGACCUCCAUCAAAACCACCAUCAACACUAACACACGACCAUGUCAAACGCGAGGUCUCCAGUACACACAGACCACUGCGGCAUGCCCCGGAUACUAAACCGCCGCUCGUGACCACAGAUGCCGAGGCGGCAGUCGCAGCAAGCGUAGACCUUCACAACGCAGCCAAUGCAGACUUUCACACCACAUCAGCAGCGAACAGGCCAAGAAGCAAUCGCAACGGCGGAAAUGCCCUCCAGGCCUUCCUUGCGGCCGUUGCACACGCGGACCGCGUGCCCCCGCCCGUCUCCAAGGAGGACGUGCACCGCGCACUUGGCGUGCUGCAGCGACGACAGGACGCUGCUGGUGCGGAGAAAGCCAUCAUGCUGGCCAUGGCAAACGGCGUUACCUUGGACGCCUUUGCGCUCUGCAAGGCCGUCCACACCUGUGGCGCCGCGUACCACCUCGACGGCGUUCAGCGUCUCAUGCGCAUCAUGCUUGAGCAGGGCAUGUCCUGGCCCCCUCACCUGCAACUUGCCGUGUACAGGUGCUACGUGGCGCGCGGGCAGCACGCGGAAGCAGAGGCCAUCAUCACGCAGCUGCACCAGCAAGAGCAGCUCACGCCAGCACUAUUGGCAAGCUGCGCGUGCGCUCACAUUGAGCUGGGCAGCGCCACUCCCGCGCUGCUGCUUCGCAUUGCAGACUGGCAGAGCAUCUACCCGGACCUGGUGCUCACCCCCGCCUUCAUGACAGCCGUACUUGACGGCAUCGCCACCCACGCCACCAUGGCAGACUUUGUUGACUUUGCCACGUGGCUCACAGCAGACGCGGCGGCGCCAACCGACCCGCCUGCCCCGCCGCCACUCGUUGACCACGCAACGCUGCUGCACGCGACACUCAAAGCGCAGGCGCAAUACGGCGACGUGGACGGUGCCCUGGAGACGUUUGCAGCCCUCGAGCGAGAACUGAACACCGCUCAUGGCGCUGCCACUACUACAACUGCCGCCACCACACCUGCUGCUCCUCCUCCUCCUGCUGCUGCUGCUGCUGCGACUGCUUCGACAACACCCCGAGUCGCUGGUCGUGUUUGCCGACACGCUGAUGGUGGUAGUGGUAGUGGUGGUGGUGCCGCUGACUGUGUCGUUCACCAUGGUGCUGGUGGUGGUGAUGGACAAGACAGCGACAUCAGUGGUGCACGGAGCCAGGGUGUCAUUGAUGCAUCCACGCUGCGCACGCUCACGCGGGCGUUCAUUGCCGCCGACCGUGUGGAAGACAUUGUGCCGCGUGUUGGCCCACUGCUUGCGGCGUACGGACAGGACAUGGGCGCAAGGUUCCACACGAGCACCCUCACCGCCAUUCUGCGGCAGCGUGAUGCAAGCAGGCGUGACGAUGCGGGCGUGCGCUACUUCAACAGCAUUGCGGCAACUACCAGGCAAGGUGCACGGCUGCGGUAUCGUGGCAAGGGCGGCAACGGAGCACAGGGUGUUGCGUGGAUAAGGCAACACGUAGCGGACCGGUGCCUGUCCAUGCUGGAGGCGCAAGGGCUUGCGCUUGCCACACACUACAAGGCCGCGCUGCACGUGGCAUGCAAGGCGGGCGCUGUUGCGCGUGCGCUUGAGCUGGAGGGCAUGCUGACAGAGCAGGGUCAGAUGACGGUGACAGACAGGCUGCGGCUGCUGGAUUGCUUUGCUGCUGCUGGCGCGUCUUCGCAUGCCCUGCGGGUUGCACAGCAUCUGAGCUCAGCCAACUUCCGCGACCCGCGCAACCGCAUGCACCACGCCCUGAUGCGCGCUGUCAUGACUGGCGAUGGCGUGUGUGCCGCCACGCAGCUGCUCAGGGAGUACCCGCGCACGUUUGGUUCCCACGCGCCGCCGCCUGUGCACCUGGUGGUUGCACGCGAACUCGCCGCGCAGCAAAGGACGGCUGCUGCGGAGGAGGUGGUGGAGGGUCUUGUGCAGAGCGGCCAGCUGACGGCGGCCACCGCGCGGCAGAAGCACCUGCACCACGUGCUGGUGGCAGCAGUGACACGUGGGGACGGCCGCGCUGCGCUGGAGGUGCUGGAGACGCUGGGUGUGGACACAGCACCGGGUCAGGUCGUCUUUGCGCUGAGCGCGUGCUUGAGCGAGCACGAUCGCAGGCUGGUGACUGCUGGUGAUGGUGGUGGUGGUGGUGGUCAAAGUGAAGAGGUGAGGUCUUUUGGCGAUGGUGAUACUGAAGGCGAUGAAGCGUGUGCUGGGCACAAGAGUGGGGCACAUUUGGGAGAAGAUAGAACUAGGAUUGAAAGAGAAGGAGGGGACGAUGAUGCCACUGAUUCGGGUGCACGUGCGGCUGCUGAGGCCCUGGCUGUGUUUGAUGCCAUGUGGGCAUGCGCACUCAGGCACAACGUGCCCCUCAACAAACGCACCACAGCCACCAUCAAGCACAUGCGUGCCAAGAUUGCCUCCCUGAACUGA
Molecule: messenger RNA, 2931 nt
Organism: Salpingoeca rosetta
Lineage: Eukaryota; Choanoflagellata; Craspedida; Salpingoecidae
Exons: 2
Coding region: 1-2931 (976 amino acids)
Source: RefSeq, a predicted model, not a curated record